AUGGCUGUUCUCUCUGAACAUUCAGAAGGAUUUUCAUCUUCAUCAACUCAUGGUUAUACAUACGAUGUGUUUUUAAGUUUUAGAGGCGAUGAUACUCGUCAUGGUUUCACUAAUCAGCUGUAUAAGGCACUCAUGGAUGCCAAAAUCACUACCUUCUUGGAUGAUGAAGAGAUUGAAAUAGGGGAAGAUCUGAAACCGGAAUUGGAGAGUGCAAUUAAAGCAUCUAGGGCUUCUGUUAUUGUGUUGUCCAUGAAUUAUGCUACUUCAACAUGGUGUCUGGAUGAAUUAGUAUUGAUCCUUGAGCAACAUCUGACAUCCAACCAUAUUGUUUUCCCUCUCUUUUAUCAUGUGGAGCCCACUAAUGUCAGGAAGCAAAAAUGUAGCUUCGGAGAUGCAAUGGCUAUGCAUAGACACAGGAUGGAGGCAGAGACAAAUGCAAAUAAAAGAAGUAAAUUAGCUGAAAAGAUGGAAAAAUGGAAUAAAGCGCUUACAGAAGUUGCUGAUUUAAAAGGGAUUGACAUAAAUGGCAGGAAAGAAACGGAAGUUAUUGUAGAAGUUGUAAAUGACAUCUACAAUAGAUUACGUAUAUCCUCAAGGAGUCCUCUGCCACAACUUAUUGGAAUGGAUAAUUCCAUUAAUUUUGUCACUUCAUGGUUGCAAGAUGCAUCCUUACAUACAACAAACAUACUUACUAUUUUAGGUAUUGGUGGAAUUGGGAAGACAUCUUUAGCCAAAUAUGUCUACACGUUACAUUGUCAUGAAUUCCACACAAGCAGUUUUAUUGAAGAUAUCGGUAAGAGAUGUGAUGCAAAAGCUAGUGGUUUGCUCGACUUACAACAACAACUCUGUGAUGACAUUUCAAAAACAACUUCAAUUCUAGUUAAUAAUGCUUCUAUAUACACCUCAAAAAUUGAGAAUGUAGUCUCCCGUAAAAAGGUGUUUCUAGUUCUUGAUGAUAUCAAUAGUCUUGACCAGUUAAACGCGUUACUUGGAAGCAAAGCUUUUCAUCCGGGAAGCAAAAUCAUAAUAACAACAAAGGACGCGUGGUUAACAGAGAGUUGUGCACUAUUCAAAAAGAACUUUAAACCCAACCAUUUAAAACACUUGCUUGAAGGAUUAGAUGACACUGGGUCACGGAAACUUUUGUGUUUUCAUGCUUUCAUGUCCUCUGAUCCGAAUCCAGGCUAUGAAGAGUUGUCAGAUAAGCUUGUGAAAUAUUGUGAAGGACAUCCAAUGGCUCUUAAAGGUAUGGGAAAGGCUUUACAUAAUCGGGAUAUAUCUUAUUGGGAGGGAUGCAUGGAAGAGUUAAAGAAAGAAAAUGGAUCUCGUAUACAUAAUGUGUUAAGAGGAAGCUUUGACUCUUUACCAUCUAACGAUAAUAAGGAUUUGUUUAAAGAUAUUGCAUGUUUUUUUGUUGGAAUGGAUAAAGAUGUAGCAAUUACGAUAUUAAAUUCUUUUGGUAUAGAAACAAGAAAUGGGAUCACUAAUUUAAUCGACAGAGGCCUUCUUAGUAUUAAUCAAAAUAACAAGUUAAUGAUGCGUCAAUUGAUUCAAGAGAUGGGAAGAUACAUUGUAUGUGAAGAAUCACCUAACAAGCCAUGGAAACGGAGUCGAUUAUGGUGUGAUGAAGAGUCAUUCAAAGUGUUGAAACAAAAAAAGGGUAAAGGAAAUAUUCGAGGCCUCACCCUUGACAUGAGAACGCUUGAGAAAGAGAAGUUACGUGGAUCAGUUGAGUUGAAAACAGACGCAUUGAGUAAGAUGGAUAGGCUAAUGCUUCUACAACUCAAUUAUGUGCAAAUUAGAGGGUCUUAUGAGAAUUUUCCAGAAGAAUUAAGAUGGUUGUGUAUGCAUGGGUUUCCUUUGAAGUCUAUACCUUCAGACUUACGAAUGGAGAAUUUGGUUGCUCUUGACAUGUCAUAUAGCAAUAUUGAAUCAUUUGGUGUUUGUUAUAGUAAUUCACAACUGCUUCAAAAGAGGCAAAAGCUGGAUGGAUAUUGUUUAAAAGACAAAAGGGUUCUUGGAUCAUUGAAGAUUCUUAAUUUAAGUUUUUGUGAACAACUUGUUAGUUUGGGUGGGUUUGAUGAAAUCCCAACACUUGAGAGGCUAAUAGUUACAAAUUGCAUUGGUUUGCGUGAAGUUUGUGAGUCAAUUGAGCAAUGUGUUGAACUUGUCCUUGUUGAUCUGAGUUUCUGUAUCAAGAUUGAAAAGCUUUCAAGAAUUGUAUGUGUGUUGAAGAAGGUUAAAACAUUAUUACUAGAGGGUUGUAAUCUUGGUGAAUCUUGA
Messenger RNA from Lactuca saligna, 2283 nucleotides. NCBI's taxonomy places the organism in Eukaryota, Viridiplantae, Streptophyta, Magnoliopsida, Asterales, Asteraceae. The record is from the annotation of a GenBank genome assembly.